AUGAAGAGAGAACCAACUCAGCAGAUCCACUCAGUCCCACCUCCACAACCUCCCUCUUCACUCAAGGAGCAGGACGAUACCAUGCCUGCAACAAGCGAUUUCGUUAAAAAGCUCUACAAAAUGCUAGAGGACCAUACCUUCUCCCAUGUCGUGUCAUGGGGCCCACAAGGUGACUGUUUUGUCGUAAAGGACAUGAACGAAUUUACAAAAUCCAUCCUCCCACGCAUGUUCAAGCACUCAAAUUUCGCAUCUUUCGUAAGACAGCUCAACAAAUAUGAUUUUCAUAAAGUAAAAACAACCGAUGACGCCCAAUUCGGCGAACACAGUUGGACGUUCCGACACCCCGAUUUCCACGCCGACCGACGCGACGCCCUCGAAAACAUAAAGCGCAAAGUCCCUGCCGCGCGUAAAUCCCUCCCGUCCUCCUCUAACGGGGGUUUCAGCGGAGGCGGCAGAGGCGCAAGCUCCGGCAGUCCCAUCCCAGGCGAGAGCAGCGCCGAACUAGCAGCUGUCCAAGCGCACGUCGGCGUCCUGCAAAACUCGUAUCAAUCAUUAGCUGAGGAAAGAAUUAGGGUGUUGGAGCGCCAGUAUGGGGAUGUGCUUGUGGAGAUGGUCAAUUUUCAGAAGGGGAUGGCGCAGCAGGAUGGCUUGAUGCAGGGGUUGAUACAGUAUUUUUUAGGGGAGGGAGGUGAGCGUUUUCCUUGUUCUGGGUUUUGA
Molecule: messenger RNA, 717 nt
Organism: Suillus clintonianus
Lineage: Eukaryota; Fungi; Basidiomycota; Agaricomycetes; Boletales; Suillaceae
Product: winged helix DNA-binding domain-containing protein
Exons: 5
Coding region: 1-717 (238 amino acids)
Biological process (GO): regulation of DNA-templated transcription
Molecular function (GO): DNA-binding transcription factor activity; sequence-specific DNA binding
Source: RefSeq, a predicted model, not a curated record